Molecule: messenger RNA, 2540 nt
Organism: Falco peregrinus (peregrine falcon)
Lineage: Eukaryota; Metazoa; Chordata; Aves; Falconiformes; Falconidae
Gene: RERGL
Product: RERG like
Exons: 5
Coding region: 63-677 (204 amino acids)
Molecular function (GO): GTP binding; GTPase activity
Source: RefSeq, a predicted model, not a curated record
GCCGCGCCCGCCCCCGGCGGCUAUAAGGAGCUGGAGGCGGCGGGGCGCGGCCUGGCGGCGGCAUGACCGAGGUGAAGCUGGCCGUGCUGGGCGGUAGCGGAGCCGGCAAGUCGGCGCUGGCCGUGCGGUUCCUGACCAGGCGGUUCAUCGGAGAGUACGCGUCCAGCGCCGAAUGCAUCUACACUAAACACUUAUGCCUGGAUGGGAGGCAGAUACACUUGGAAAUUUAUGACCCUUGUUCACAGCCACAGCGGGGGAAGCUCUCCCUCACAGAUGAACUUCACUGGGCUGAUGGAUUUAUCAUUGUUUAUGACAUCAGUGACAGAGCAUCAUUUGCAUUUGCGAAAGCAUUGUUGUACAGGAUCCGAGAGUCUCACAUAGGAGCUUGUAAAAAAAUGGUUGAGUCAUCAGUAUUUUUGGUUGGUAACAAACAGGAUUUAUGCCAUAUGAGGGAAGUUGGCUGGGAUGAAGGACAGAAGCUGGCAAUAGAUAACAAGUGCCAAUUCUGUGAACUGUCUGCAGCAGAACAUUAUCAGGAAGUUGUGGCAAUGUUCAUGAAAGUCCUAAGGAAUAUCACCUCCAAUUUCAAAGUGAAGGAAAAGAGACGACCAAGUGGAUCAAAGUCAAUGGCCAAGUUAAUCAACAAUGUGUUUGGAAAGAGAAGGAAAUCUGUGUAAAAGAUGGUUAGUUUUGAAGUAGGAACAAGCUGAAAUAAUGGAGCACAGGCAGCUCUUGGGAUUCAGUCAAUUUCCUCCAAAGGUCAAUGUCUGGAGGACUAAGUAGAAACCAAAGGCAGGAGAUAGUAUGGUCAAGUGGACAGGGCCUAGACCUAGAAGACAUGACCUUCUAUUUCCAGUUCUACUACAGAUUUACUGUGUUAGGGCUAUGUCACUUAAACUCUAAGCUGCUCCUCUCACUCUUUAUCUCAUAAGUUCUUCAGAGGAGAGUUUUAGUUGGUAUUUCUUCAACACCAGCAUGAUCUUGCAUAGAGCUUCAAGAAUGCGGCUGAAGUAUAAACAGUUAUUUCCAGUAAACAGGCUUGCUGGCCAAAGUCUUACUUCAGAAGUCUGAGAAGUAGUCGUGGCUUUUGUGCAGGAACACUUCUUGCACUAAAGAAAAGCAAAAUACUGCUGCUUUGUGUGAUACUGUAUCUGUAUUUAACUCAAGGAAGGAUGGCUCAGAUCCUCAUGUGCCUAAAGGUGCCUAACACCUGCUGAAAUUCAUAUGAAUUAAAUGCUUAGACACCAAAUCUACAAAAGGUAUUUAUCUGCAAAGCUGCCUUGCAGAGGCACCAGAAGUACAGAAGCAGAUAAACAAAGCAGUAUUGUCUCCUGUUUCAGUAUUGAUUUUUUUCUUUUUUUGAGUGAUGAAAGAAAGUAGAGAGGGUUGAGGGAAGUGGGAACUGAAAUGUUAAUCAGUGAGCAUUGGACGAGUUUGGCAAGGUCAUUGCUUAGUGAAAUAAUGUUAAAGCUAGCGCAGCUGUAAGGCCAGAGCAACAUCUUGGGCUGAUCCUUUUCACAGAGCAUUUUCACCGGCUGUAACAAGUUUCCUUACCUGUAAGGUAGAUGUGCCUGUUCAAUUUUAGAUGGGAGUGGGAGCUUGGAAAGCACAUGGACUGGUAAAAAGCACAAAUUCUUUAGGAUGUCUGCCUGGAUUUAAAGGUCAGCCUGCUGGUAAGACCUGUGCUCCUAGCUUUGCAUAGAGUGUUUUUCCUAAGGACCCAUGUACUUACAACUAGUCGUUACUAUGAUAUUGAGAUACUACUUGAGAAAGUGCUAAGGAAUGUUAUUUAACACUUUUCAAAUGUGGAUAUUAAACAACAAAUGGGUCUAAAUAUGUUGUCAGUUGACAUUCAGAGCUCUUACUGUAGACAACUAAAUAAGGACUUGGCCUGGUGUGUUUGAAAGUGCUGUGCUAAUACAGAAAUUAUGAAAGCGGACUGAUCUGAAAAUAAAUUAGUGCCUCCUACCCAUUUCAGAGGACAGCUGAGAUCCAGUCUUUAUAAGUUGCUGAGUUGAAGCCUACCUCAGCUCUGAAAUUUUACCUGCAUUGAAACUAGUAAGAGUGCUUUAUCAGUCACAGCAGAAUACUGAUUUUCAAAUGUCCACCCCACCAAUAUAAAAAAGCUACAUAAUCUUAGCAUUACUGUUGUAAAACAAAACUAAAGCACAUUUUAAUAAGUGUUGACCAAAGAUCUUUUUAAAGGAAAAGCUACUGUUUAUUUCACUUGUUUUAAGAAUACAAAUAUUGGAAUUAGUUCUCAGUGUUGACAGGCACAGUGUUGGUUUAUUCCUAUGCAGAUGCUGCUCUGCCCUAUCGGGAUUAGUGUGUUUAACUGUAUUGUCAAUGUCUAUGAGGCUGAACUUGAAGACCACUCAUGUACACCCUUCAGCUUUCCAGCACACACGGAAUUCCAGAACUACUAAUAGACUGCCAAUCUGUCAGGUAGCUGUAUCUCGCCAGCUCUAGCACUGCCAGAUUCAAGAACUUCUUACCUGUAUUCACUGCUAUGGUAUUAAAUAAACUGGAUACAAGAUGGA